Molecule: messenger RNA, 425 nt
Organism: Raphanus sativus (radish)
Lineage: Eukaryota; Viridiplantae; Streptophyta; Magnoliopsida; Brassicales; Brassicaceae
Product: defensin-like protein 229
Exons: 2
Coding region: 69-326 (85 amino acids)
Biological process (GO): signal transduction
Source: RefSeq, a predicted model, not a curated record
AUUACAAAAGCCAAACAAUCAAGUUCCUACACGUAACAAAGAGUAUAUAUUUUUGUUUUUGUUGAAUCAUGAAGUCUACUACAUUGAUCAUGGUUUUCUGUAUUCUCGUGUUCUUCAUUCUCAACAAUGUGAAUGAGGUGAAUGCGAAGGUGUGCAUAAAAUCACAAGACUUCGAACAGAACUGUGGCUGGGAUGGAAACAAGACUUGCAUAAGAGGAUUUAAUAAAAUUAAUAAGUUCCCUAUUUCUUGCGAGUGUACCCAUAAAAACCCUACCGUGAGCAGCAAACGUACCUGCAAAUGUAAAUUUCCAAAGUCUCCCUGCUAAGAUUUCAUGUAGUUUUAUAUAAACCAGUAUCUCUUUGUUACUAUACGUAUACAAGAAUUGAAUACACGUAUAAGUCGUUGUAUUAACAUGGCAGAUAAA